Messenger RNA from Dermacentor andersoni, 12263 nucleotides. RefSeq names its product retinal degeneration C (gene rdgC). Lineage: Eukaryota; Metazoa; Arthropoda; Arachnida; Ixodida; Ixodidae. Gene Ontology annotation, molecular function: manganese ion binding; iron ion binding; protein binding. Gene Ontology annotation, biological process: detection of stimulus involved in sensory perception. The record is from RefSeq and is a predicted model, not a curated record.
ACCACAUUGCACAUCGAUAAGUGAUUACGAAAUCGUAAGGCAUUUAAUCAAACAAACAGACAAAGAAACGAAUCCAGCGCACACCGACAUCAACCACGCACAAAUGAAACGUUGUUUGGUUGGGCACAUUGAGUGUGAAAUUACAUUUCGCUCGUGCGGACACAGUUCCAAGUGAAAACAAGAAUGGCACAGCUCUCACUAGAACUGGAAAUGAACAACGUAAUUAGCGAACCAUGGAACAGUGAACAGGCUAUCCGAAAUGAAAGAAAGAAACACGUAGACGCAUUGCAAGCGGUACUGCUUCAGUUAGCAAAAAAAGAGAAUAACAAUAACAAUGAAAGGAAUCGAAAGAAACACUUCGCCACGGCGCCGUUUAUCACCCAGAAAAAAAAAAGUUUGAACGAGAACUUGGAGGAAAGCGCCACUUCCAAUGCGGUGCACUAUGAAAUUGUCCGCGAUUUCUAGUCUCAUUUAGCGCUCGAUUUCAGCGCUAACAAAAGGCCCCGACGAAAACACACGAAAAGCGUUGCGAUCUCAGAACGGGCGCGAGAGCGCAAGCGGAUGAGCGAAAGAUGCGAGCGUGCGCGCACCCGCACAGACAUUUUUCUCUCCAAGGGCGCCCACUUUUCCACGAAGACGAAACAACAAUCUUCGGUCCGGCCCCAGCAGCAGCAGCGGCGGCGGCAAGCGGCGCGCGCGUUCCGAGCGUCGUCUGCUUAGCGCGAAAACGCGCCGCGCGGAGGCGCUAUGCGCAUGCGCGUUUCGAGCCCGUCCGGCCUCGCGCCGUUUUUCGGAGCGGCCGAGCAAGUGGCAUCUCAAACCGCCUGCGAGCGGUGCUUCACCGAACACGUCGAUCGCCGCUUCUCUCUCCUCAAGCAUGUAGUGAGCGGCGGCACCGUCCUUCUGCGCGGACUUUUUUGAGUUUGGUUCUUUUCUUUAGGUCCCACGUUUUUGGUGAGAGAGAUAUAUAUCUUUUUUUUCUUCCCUUCCGGCAUUCUGUGCGCGAACUGCUCCAAAUCCAAUCUCUUCUCCAGCAGUUCCUCGCUUGCGUUCGGUUCUCCCAAACACCGUGAGAACACCGUUAUUUAUUACCCGCUUCCCACGCGAUUUCUUGUUGCGAGUUGCUCGCACUCUCAUCGUGUCGAGACAAGAACGAGCCAAGAAAGUCUGCUUACAGCGCGGGACACCCAGCGUCGCCGAAGACCACCACUCGCAAUCUCGUCAGAAGGUUUCGGGAUCCCCAUCCCCAGUGGACAAGCCGCCGCAUCUCUUGAGUGACGGGGCUUGCGACGCGCCGUGUGUCGUCUUCGCCGCUUCGCUUCUCCACCGCGCGAGUGUUCAUCCAAGCGUCACGCUUUCCCGCGCGACGCUUCCCGUGCCGGGAAUGUCGUCACUCCACGCGGCGCUCCUUCACUUCGCGCCCGCUCGGCGCUGACAACGCACGGACGCACUCGUUAUGCUCUUCGUAGUCGGCGACGGCAACGACGCUUGGAAGCGUUGAUACGACGUCGCCGCCUCCAGCGACAAACUCCGAAUCGCCGCGAAACCACCGAGCGUGCCUCGAGCGUCCGCCACCGCCGGCACGUGUGAGAGGCCCGGCCAACGUCGCUCGUGAAUUCGAGGCGUGCUUUGUUGUUUCUCCUCGGGGGGAGGGAGUGUCUGGUGGUGCAUCGGAAAGGAGAGGGGGGGUCCCUGGCCCCGCGUGCUGUUUGUGUGGAAUGCGCCCUCGCAUCACUGUGUGAGAGGCGGGCGAGCGGCGUCUUAUCACAUUCGCUGUCGGCGCGCGAUAAGCGAGAUCUUCGUCCCCAAGGUGAAGACAGCUUUCCAGGCCGGAGGAGAAAUGGGCUGCACGGGCACCAAACAGAGCAGCGAGUGCGAUGCGGUCGAGAAGGCCGAGGUCAUGGGCAACGCCGAAAGGGCAAUCAAGGCGGCCCUGCUCAUCCAACGCUGGUAUCGCCGCUACCUGGCCCGUCAGGAGAUUCGCAAGCGCUGCUCGUGGAAUAUAUUCCAGAGCCUCGAAUACGCCGGGGAGCAGGAUCAAAUUAAGUUACACAAUUUCUUCCAUGACCUCCUAACCCACCUCUCCAAUGUGAAGCCCUCCGUAGCAGCAGCAAUAUCAAACAGCCCGGCGCAGUCUCUCAGGGGUCGGCCGAAAGAACUGGAGAAGAGCGAGCUGGCGGAGCAGGAGUUGUGGCGCAACACGAACCCCGACGAAGUGGUCAUCGAGGAGGCGUACAGGGGUCCACACCUGCGGCUCCCGCUCACGACGAACCAGGUGGACGCGCUCAUACAGGGCUUCAAGGACCGCAGGACGCUGCACGCCCGGUACGUGCUGCUGGUGCUGCACGAGGCGCGACGCUACCUGCAGACCAAGCCGAACGUGAGCGCCGCCUCGACAGCCUUCGCCAAGCAGAUCACCGUGGUGGGCGACCUGCACGGAAAGCUCGACGACCUGCUCACCGUCUUCUACAAGAACGGCCUGCCCUCGAGGGAUAACCCGUACGUGUUCAAUGGGGACUUCGUUGACCGUGGCAUGCACUCGGUCGAAGUGCUCAUGCUGCUGCUUGUCUGCAUGCUCGUCUGGAGGGACGCCGUCUUCCUCAACCGGGGAAACCACGAAGACUUCAACGUGAACCUCAGGUAUGGAUUUCUCAAGGAAAUAAUGUUCAAAUACACACGGCAGGCCUCCAAGAUCGUGCAGCUGACCGAAGACCUGUACAGCUGGCUUCCCGUGGCGACGCUCAUCGACAACCGCGUCUUUGUCGUUCACGGGGGUGUCUCCUCCGUCACAGACCUCAAGAUUGUCUCCGCCAUCAACCGGCAUCAAUUCGUGACGGUGCUGCAACCACCGCUUCACCACGGUAGCUACAACGCCAACGAAUGGAGGCAGCUGGUGGACCUGCUCUGGAGCGACCCGCGGCCCCAGCCCGGCUGCCGCCCGAACGAGAUGCGUGGCGGUGGCAGCUUCUUCGGGCCGGACGUGACGCAGGCGUUCCUACGGAAACACAAGCUCGACUGGAUUAUCCGCUCCCACGAGUGCAAGCCCGACGGCUUCGAGUACACGCACAACGGAAAGGUGCUGACCAUCUUCUCGGCAUCCAACUACUACGACAUCGGCAGCAACCGCGGGGCGUACGUCAAACUGGUAGGCCCCAAGCUGGUUCCGCACACCGUCAUGUACGUCAGCACGGCGCAGACGCGGAAGGCCACCAUCCAGCAGAGGAGCGGCUACAUCGAGCACAGCGCGCUCAGGGAGCUCAAGCAGCACAUCUAUGCCUGCCAGACGCCUCUGCGGGCAGAGUUCCACAAGUACGAUCCAGAAGGAAAAGGUCAGGUGAGCCUGUCAGACUGGUGCACGGUGAUGGAGAACGUGGUCGGCCUUCACGUCACGUGGCGCAUACUGUGCCCCAAGAUCGCUCAGUGCGACCCGGUCACCGGGGGCGUCCUUUACGAGUCCACCUUCGACGAGUACGCGCUCACCAACAAACUCGCUCAGAAUGGCCCGACCUUCCUCGAGUCGCUGUACAGAAACAAAGACAGCUUAGAAACAAUAUUCAGGAUUAUGGACAAGGAUGGGUCCGGGCUGAUCUCCAUGGAGGAGUUCAAGGAUGCGUGCGACCUCCUGUCCCAGCAUGCCAACACACCCAUGUCCGAGGAGCAAGUCGAGGAGCUGGCAAAGAGCAUCGACAUCAACAAGGACGGCUUCAUCGACUUCAACGAGUUCCUCGAGGCUUUCCGCCUGGUGGACAAGAGGCCGCUCACACCGCCGCCAGCCUCGAAGGAGAGCAACGGUGCACCAUGCAAUGGUGUGGCCAACACCGCGCCCGUGGCCACCAUCGACGAAGACGAAGACACCGAAGACGAUGAGGAUGAACAGGAGUCCUACUGCACGAAGCUCUGAGGCGACAACAUGCAGUGUGGGGGUUGGGCGAUACGGGCUGUCUUUUAUAGCCAAGGCCCUCCGGGACUCAAUCGUGAUGAAGAGUGUGCGCACAUUGUCCAUUCAUCUCAGCCGUGACCACUGUUGGAACGAACACUUGUUGCUGGGCUGAUCCCACUGCCAGAGCGACAAGUUCUGUCAGUGCAGGCAAAAAACGCAUUGCCUGUUUUCUUUGAGAGCAUCUUUUGCAACUUUUGCUGUCUCACCCCCAACAAUGCAGUCUCUUGUUAUGGAGAAUGUGGGGAACGAUGCCCUAAUGUUGGAAAGAGCUGGUGCCACAGCCAAGACAAAGGCUGGAAGGUUGCAACAUGGAAGGUGAAACUGCCAGGUGCUAAAUUGAGCUUAGGAUUGUUGCAACAUCAUUUGUGCAAAAAAAGGACGGGCAAAUUAAUUCCAUAUCGUUUGGAAGGAGAGGAGAGAGGGGAUGUAGAUCUUUAUAAAUCGUAUGUGCAAAAGCAGGACUUGGUAUUCCGUAUGUAGUUUUGUCAUUUAUAAGAGAACAGGAAAACUAAAAAUGACAUGGAAUCCUGCAGGAUUUGUGAAAUAAAAUACUGAGCUAGCUUCAAACAUAAAUUAUAGCACUGCUCUUCAGCCAAUGAGCCUACAGGGUGGUCUUUAGGUCCAACAAACCUAGUAAAGCAGCUCACAACAUGAAUGGAAGGCGUAAGACAAGUAGUAACAUACAGAUGGACAAGCAGGCAUGUCCGGCUACGCAACAGAAGGAAUCCGCUGCUAUUUCAGUGGAUGUGCUAUGCCAGUGUGACAUUCAUUCAUGCAGGAUAAUGCACUAUUUACACCUAUAAGCUCAGACUGCAAAAUGGCUCCUGGCCCACCUGUACGAGCUGUAGACAAAACGCUAGCUGUCACAUUGUUUUAGCAUUGAACAAGACAGAUCUCACGGAAGACUUACUUUUUCACUAUUUUACCACUGUUUUCAAAGCGGGCACAGCAGCCUCUAGAAAGAAUUGGGAGACGUCAUUGUCGCCAUUUUGGUUCUUACCUUUGGCCGGAGCUCAAAAGAAAUGAAUACGCCAGACCUAUGCUGAUGACAAGUGCGUAUUUCAACCUGUGUGAGCAUGUGUGGAAGUCUGACAGCCGUUUUUAGCCAGCAAAGUAUGUUGCCCGCCCAUCUUUUUUUCUGUAUAUAUUUUCAAAACAGCAUUUUAUGAGCCUCACUGCUAAUUUCUCUCCAGCCUCAGCCAAAGGAACAGGAAGCUCUUCGAGUUUCUUAGUUUUGAUUUCAAGCUUACAUUCCUGCAUUGCUAGAGAAUAGUAGUACCAAUAAACCUGUUUGUUCCCCACUAAAUCUUUGCAAAAUAUUACAAUGCCAAAGCAGCUGAAAUCUGAAAGUUUGAAUCUGAAGAGCACAUAAAGCCACGUCACGCAGUUAGCCUCCGUGGUAUUUAAUGAAGUAGACCAAUGAUGUAAUGACUAGAGCACACCGCAAUGCCUCAUAAUGUGAGUAACACCUUCUGUUCAAACACCGCAAAGUGGCAAUUUUGGGGCUGCUACACUACUUCGCAUAAUGUGGGAAGAGCUGCAGUAACAAUGUCGUGACGAAAUGUCAAAACACUUGCACACCACAUACUGCUUCAACCGCUUAGUCUGAUAUGUGCACAUCAAUAUAACUUGGAAACUUAGAGGUAUUGCUUCACUAUGCUUCAACAAGUGGUGCCACGCACCUUGCCAGACAAGUUAAAAGCCACCAAUGCAUUCUGUGUGCUUAGCUCUAGCCUGGCUUGCCCUUUAAGCCAUUCACGUGGCUCUUUGCCACCCUCGAAGCAUGAGAUAUACCGUUUUCUUACGCUUGCUUCCUUUAAUACGAGACCAGUCAAUAAAUUUCAAAGCCAUUACGCACGUGACUGGACCUGUCAUCAGGUCACGUUACAGGACAUCCUAGAAAUUUUGUUGCCCUGAAGAUUGAGAGACAGUACUCCUAGUUUUCCUGACCUUAAGAACACCAGUCAUUUUACAAGAUCUCAACAAGUUCUCGUGACUGACCUUCUCACUCUUGAAGUGGCUUUGGACCUUCUGACAGACUGUACAUUGAAUAUGUUUAAGGUGCUUUAUGGGCUCAGAAGCACACCUAGUGGAAUAGGGGCAGUGCUUCAUUUCGGGGCUGAAAGCUCCUAGCUGCAUUGAUGAUAGUGCUGACUGAAACUAAAGAAGCUUUGUGCAAAGAUUGGUGUCACCUGUAAAGGCCAAAUUGCCUCUAAUGAACGCAUGUCUUAAAUGUGCAUGUAAGGUGAUAAUCUAGGCGGCCUGCAGAAUUUGCUGCAUUAAAUAAGCAUAAAUUAAACAGUUACCCAUUCGGAGAACUCAGGCUUUCACUGCAUGUAUGUUACUGAACAGCAUAAAAUAACCAACACAGGCAGCACCUGUGCUGGCUUCCUUACAUGUUUCUUAUCCUCAACAAUUCACAGUUACAAUGGGUACAAGUGCAUCUUUGAUUGCCAGCUGGGAAAAGUCAGCAUUUUUGUUUUUUACUUCAGUACUUUUGCUGCAUGCAUGGCUUAACAGGUAGUGUGCAGGGGCAAAAUAUUGUAGUAGUUUGACAGUGGCACAAGUCUUGCAUGAUUUUUAUGCAGAAUAUGGCAAACACGUGCCUACAUGCAGGGUCACGUAAGGGUCGCUUAAGAUUAUCAGUUGCUUCACAGUGCCCGUAACAGACACUCAAAUGCUAAAUAUUAUUUCGCGACAGUGUCCUACAUAAGGCACAGUAUUGGGGCACUUGUAUGUAAUAUAGGGAAAUAUGUUAAGAAGUUGCCAGUCAGGUCUUUAAGGUAUACAUCUGCUUCGAACCCCAGCUCUUUUCACAUUGAGUGUGGUGGCCGAUCCAGCUUCAUGUGUAAUCAUUCAGUUCACAAGAGCUGUCACCACACCUUUGAAAGUUGGUGGAAUGAGCUCAGUGAGACAUUAAAUGGCACAUUUAAGAUCCUGGGAUGUGGAACAAAGCAAGCUUCCACCCAUUUUGGGGGCUAAUGUUAACGCAUUGGGCUUUUCACACUCAUACACGCGCACCGCGAGCAUUGUUAACAUCGCUAUGUUGCAAUGCUGCUCUGACUCUCACCACAAAUCAGCCAAGUAUGUUUCACCUCACUCCAUUCUCACGCUUGUGCCAUGUAUCUCCUAUAUGUUGCAUCCUACAAGAGAGACUUGUGAAAGUCAUCCUAUUGAUCAUACUGUCCUUUUCACGUGCGUAUACUAACACAAUUCAAAUGCCCGGCAUCAAUUGCCGAAGCACAUGUAACGCUGUUCUUACAAUUGCGCACUAAUUAUUGUUCACAUGUUGCACACUCCGCACUUAUGUAUAGCCGUGCCCCGCUGCAAUGUGUGUUCUCAAGUGCGCUUGACGCUGCGUUCUGUCUGGCGACUGUUUUCUGUGCUUGCUGUGUCCAUGUAUAUGUCUAUAUGUGUGUACGCAUGUGUACCAUCCCUGCACUUAUACCAUGUCUUAUGAUUUUACCAGCUGGUUUGAAACGGUGGUCCAGAGACUGAAAUAGAAGGCAUUCGCCUCAGGGUCCAACUUGCUGCCGAGCUCUACUCGAGAUUCCCAUUCGCGCACUGCUGUGCAUUUUAUGUCACUCCAAGGCCGAAAGAAAGAUGGCCGUAAAACCACCGGAUGUUUCCAUGCCAGACCUGAUAAGAAAGGAAUGUUUUGUAAUCAUGAAACAAAGUAAAAGGGCAAGUAACCGCCUUUUCCAAACUAUUUGCCUACUUGGGGGACAUUCAAAAGACAUUGUCAGCUUUAUCACGAAAUGCCAUGUGGGGUGGCAAUUUUCUUUUUAAGGCUCUCCAAAAGGCAAGACGUUAUAUUACCUAGCUGGGCAAUAUUAAAGAUAUUUAAUAUAGGACAUCCAGCCUACAAUACAAGGAACAUCCGCUGGUUUUGCACUGACAAGUGCGCAUUUGUUUUGACUUUCACAUACGCGCUUAAGCUGACCUGAUAAAUGCAACUUAUCUCCCAAGUGCCGCAGCCCACACAGCCUUCAGGAUUUUGUGAUUUAUAAUUUGUAGACUGAUUGCACACAUAUAGUCACAGCACUUUAUCUCUGCGGGAAAAAAAAUUAUAGGCAUAAAAUACAGGCAAUUUAGCCCUAAAUAAGGUAACCACACGAUAAAGAUGCGAUGCCUUUUUCCUGAAGACAGACGUACAGGUGCGUCUAUGUUUGCGCACAUGGUUUACACGUUGGCUCAUGAUAACGAUGAUCUGGACUCAGACCCAGAGGUUUUGGAAACAAAUCAAGUCCAUCAAAUAAAAGUCAGCAGCUAGGGCACUUACUUACCUGCUAGUGAAAUGAAUGGCCACCAGUUAACAGAAGGAUGUUUCAUAUUGUGGUGGCAACUUUGUGUAUGUCUCUUAAUUUUUGCUUUUUUAGGAACCUUGCAAUAAAGCAGUAGCUUAUGCACAAACCUAUUGUCCACUGUAGUUAGUUCAGAAUGGACACUUAGUGAGUACAGAAUUGCUGAAUAAUCGCACAUUCUUAGCUAAUGCUAUAUGGAAACGAGCAUUGUGAUACAUGUUUCGAGUAAGCAACAACAAAAGAAGUGUGAGUACUUCACAAUGACGGCUUCAUUUUGUGGUUGUCUUCGUCAUCUUGGCUUAAGUCCUCUUGGAGUUGCACGACAGAAAACAUACGGUGAAACACUAAAGAAUGGCGCACGAGAAUUCCUCUGUCAAAUGAAGGCUGUGAGGGCUGCUGCCUUUGUGUGAAUCUCGUGUCCGUGUGACCGUACCCUUUGUUGAAAAAGAUAUACUAGUACUAGGCUCUAUUACACUCUUUUUCAGCACUCUUCAUGGCAUAAUGUAGCUUCUUUAGAUGUUGCCUUUUUUUGUACCAUCACAAUUACACAGCUGAAUUUGCACAUUUCUGACUGUGUGUGUCAUGGCACAUAUAUUAUAGGUAAUGCCACUUUUUUCGCCAUGCUAUUGUUCUCCACUGUUGUUCCUCAUUCAACAUGCGCUACCUCCGUAGCUGCGCCAUCUAAUGCUAUCAAUGCAACAAACCCGGUGCUCCUCAGCGGGACGCACAUUUGUUUAUGACUGUUCCUGAGAUUUGUGCUAUUAUAUCUUGUGUAUGAUAUGAGAGGUAUAGCCCCCCUGAUAGAUUAGCGAACAUUAGAAGGUUUAGUGCUCCCGAAAUGUAGAUUGUGCAGAGUCCGCCAAGUUGGAGAGCCAUAUGUUUUCUUUUCUAACGACUGUGUGCCAAGCCGUAUGCAUAGCACAGGCUUCAGAAUGCGGCUCAUUCUUCAGAGACACAUAUAAGGCCGCGACCUGUUGCCUUCGUACUUCAGAAGUGUUCGGAAUCCAGUCAAGAGGUUAGAAAUCAAGUGGUAGAAAAGUAGUCGCUCAUCACAUGCUCGCUGAAAUGUGCUAUCUGAAUGCUCGCCUUAUCGUCAUCACUCUAAAUCAGUGCUCCAAGAUGAAGUGUCAGAGGUCACAGUUGCGUGUGUGCUAGCUAGAUCCAUUUACAUGUGUCCAUAUACUAUCCGCAAAUCUGUUACCACAUUGUUUGAAGAAACAGGUAUGUCACUGUUUCUACGCAGCUGUGAGAACAGACAAUUACUUUGCUUACGCUCUUGUACAGAUGUUUAACUUAAGCAUACGACCAUGAAUGGUAUUAACGUAUAUAUUAUACUUCAUCUUAUCUUUUCUUGCUUCUAUGUCCCAUCUUUUAGAGCUUAAUUCCCAAAGCAUUUACUCAUUCCAGCUUGUUAAGCAGCCAGAUGUUCUGCUAAUGUUGCCAUUCCACAAAUAUUCUGUAUACCAUAAGUGCUGUGCUUUAACAUCGGCAUUUAGCACACCCUUCCUAUACGUACAUUCUAAUCAGUGGCAGCAAUGUUGGAUGUAGGUGCUAAACAGAAUGAAAUAGUGUUCGGAGAACCACUCGAAUAUGCACUGGUGGCAUGCACACUGACAGUGCAGCACUGGUUGAAAGUAUGCAGGUCGUUGGGUGCAUCAUCAUGAAGAGAAAAAUUUAGUCUAUUCAGAAUUUUCACAGAUAUUUACCUUCAUAAAGAUUCUAGUCUUCAAACAGCUUCUAUAGGCCCUCAAAUCUUUCCAUGAACGGGAUCAAUGGUCUGCUAGUCCAUGUAUAAGGCCAAACACAUAUACGGUCCAGGGGCGAUAUUCUCACACGAUCACUUUUGGAGAUACUUUCACUUUUGUGAGUUCUCACGAAACUACUGUCAGACGCUUUCAGGGACUAUGGACCACAGUGUUCUGGCAUUCAGCUCGCCAGGAACGCUGUCGCUCGCAGAUGCCAACGCGUCCAGAACUAGCAUCAUGAAAUCUCGCAAAAGUGAAUGUAUCUCUGAAAGUGAUCGCUUGAGAAUGCUGCCCCAGUAGACAGUUUGUGGACUUGUGGUCUUACGCUAGUAUCCAUAAGAUGUCUAGAUUAUGCACAGGCAAAAGUAAAUCUAUAGGAAUGGAAGUGGUGGAUCUCUUGUUAUGCUGUCAAGCUUAUCCUCUCCCCCCCCUCCACAUUUUCAUAUUACUCUAUAAAGACCACUAUGUCCUCCACUAUGCUCGGUGCACACAGGAGUAACCUACUGCACUUCCUGGAGGCUGUUCCAUGCAAGAGGAGUGACCUGCACUCUUUCGACAAUGAAUGUAUGCCAGUGAUGGCUUGUUGAAUCAAAGGAGGGAACAUGCUCAAAGCUAGCUAGACCGGAUGGUAAAGAUACCCACCCGCUUGAGUGGUAUGCUACUUGGCACCGACAAUCGCUGCGGCAGGCUGGCGACGCCAAAAGCUCUAAAUGCAAGCUCUUGUGUUUCCAUUCCACAUUUUUUUCGCUGCCCUUACUUGAUUGGUUGCGGCUAAUGGCAAAGGUACGUGCGGGGGCCAUUGGUAUCGAGCAUUGUAUAAUUCCGCUGUGCUUAACCUAAGUGUCGUGCAUGAGGUCAGUCUGGGGUGCAAGUCAUGCUUUCGCCGUUGCCACAUGCACCUUUCUGCAGGCUCAGCUAUCUUGCACAUUCUGCAUAAUGUGCCGGUUUUCACCAAGCUAAAGGUUUCUCUGUUAAUUCCUUUUUUCAUCCCUUGUGGCAUUCAUCAACCCUCAUUUAGAAGAGACUAUCUCAGCCUUUCAAGAUCGCUAUAUGAAUGAAAGAGCAAAGAGAAUAUUAUAUAGUAUUAUAUAGCAUUAAGGCAAAAUCAAGUCAAGUGCACCUCUUCAACAAAAUUUUUGAAUACCAGGUUGAACACGUGCCUCAGGCAAUGUCUAGAGGUUUUCUGGUUUUCAGUGCAUACAUUACAGCCCCCAUUUGCAGUCUGCAAGUUGCUAGUAGCAGUGUCAUCAAACUACGCAGUCCCUGGUCUUGACCAAUUCCAAAGGUACCGUCAAAUUAUAAGGACAUGGCAAAUAUCCCCUAAUUAUUUUCAGUGCAUCACUGUGUUUCUGGCAAUCCUCUUCACUUGAUGUGUGAUCAACUGCACAUUUCUUUAAGGAUAGUCAAGAAUUCAAUAGUGACACUUGGUAGCCUAUACAAAUGUAAGGUUAUAAAACCCUCAUGAAUAAGGAUGAAAGGAAUACCAGAGUAUCUUUGCCAUCUACUUGCUUCGAAGUGGCACACGUAACGCCACAUUUUCUUUCCCUUUUUCUGAUCUGAUGCAGUUUUUUGGAUUCAGGGCGGCAUGUCUCAGCAAAAUUCCUUCUUGGUGCUCUUUUGCCACCUUCUUGAAAUAAUAUACAGAUAUAGCUCUAGUCAGAUGCUGUCAUAUAGUACGAGUUUGAGCCAAACCACGCCACCUUAAUGCUAAGUUUCAUAGCUACUUGCCAAACUAUUUCAGUACUGCGCAGUUAGCUGAGUUUCGCAGAAUAAAUUAGUAGACCAUUACCAUGAAUCAAUGGAUGCCGAGAUCAACAUGUAUAAAAUCAAAGAAAGGGUUGUUGAAGGGGACUGUAAUGCUCGUUUUGAUCUAAACGCAGACGUGACAUACAGCUCUCGGACAUAAGAUUUCUUAAAAAAUGGCCAUUGCUGCUAUUGCACCAUGUGUCACAGGGGCAUGGGAUCAAUUUGUAGAAAGAGCUGCGCAUUGAUACUGCUUUGCUAUGAUUUGUUUUUGUUAGCCCAAAUAUGAAAGCGCCAGUUUAAUAAGGAACUGAAGUGCACUGGCUGCGGCAUGUUAUACAUGCACAGAACCACUGGAAGCAUGGAAAGUGUGCCGCGAUGAGACACAAGUGUGUGACCCAAGUUUCCUGCUGUGUGCAUAUCUGUAUGUACAUACAUCUCCCCAAGUUAAGCCAGUGAAGUGAUACUGUGGUAUGCACUAUAUGCACCCACGUCCAGCACAAAGAUAAUAAACUUGUUAUUUAAGCAUAA